Molecule: messenger RNA, 2328 nt
Organism: Penicillium oxalicum
Lineage: Eukaryota; Fungi; Ascomycota; Eurotiomycetes; Eurotiales; Aspergillaceae
Product: putative protein kinase
Exons: 1
Coding region: 1-2328 (775 amino acids)
Biological process (GO): protein phosphorylation
Molecular function (GO): protein kinase activity; ATP binding
Source: RefSeq, a predicted model, not a curated record
AUGUCGAUGUUCAGAUCUGCUGCGGAAAUCUCGUCGUCGGACCCAGACACAGAUUCCGAUGUGACGGACGACGAAAACGACGAAAACGAUAAAAAGGUCAAUUCGCACCCCAGAGAGAUCCCUGAGUCGUCCAAGAUCGACAAGGGAAAAUCCUCUACGCAUUUGUCGAGCAGCGUGGAUUCAGCAAGCGAAGUCGAUGCUUCGAUCUCACGGGAAGAUGUGUCGAUGUUGUCGAAGGAUGCUCUUGCUUCUAAUGUGGAGCGACAUGCGAACUUCAUGACAGCUGCCCUCCUAGAGUUCUACUGUCAAACACGAGCGGCAGAUAUCCUCAAUGCACAGAAAGGGUCUUCCACAAAAUUUACUCGCCACUCUCCAGAAGCUCAGUACCUGGGCAAAAAGCUGUACAAAUACAAAUCACGGUUUCUCGCUUCACAUGGCGUUCUUGCUGAUGGAAUCGAAGAUGAAGAUCUGGAUGGGACCAGACAGACGUAUCGUGAUAAUUUGGAUAUGCUCGGCCUUUCCGCUCUGGAGGACUUGAAUCUGAACGACACUCAGCCACCCACGCCAAUAGAAGGAAGCGAAGAACUCGCCCUUGUUUCCAAUCUGUCUCGAGCUCAACGAGGGGAUCAAGGAACUGAGAGGAAUUUACAUUUCUGGAAGUUGCCGGGAGAGGAGGCACCAUUUCGCCAACAAAUACCCCGUAAUGGCAGCUUUAACGUCCUACAGGGUGUCCCAAUUGAGGCCCCGAGGCUGCCCGCACCGUCAAGGCCUUUAUUUGGGAGUUCUCCGGUGAGCAUGCCUCUGUUCAGUGGACCCGCCAUGCCACCAUACAACAACAUGUCACGCUAUGCCGUCGAGUUCACGGAACUCCGAGUUUUAGGCCGAGGAUCGUUUGGAGAGGUUUACCAUGUGACGAACCAUAUUGACGGGCAGGACUACGCCGUGAAGAAGAUUCCGCUCAGUCAAAAACGCUUGGACCAGUUACAGUAUGGGGGUCAAAACCAGUUGGAGGUAAUCAUGAAAGAGAUUCGGACACUCGCGAGGCUCGAACAUACAAACAUCGUACGGUACUAUGGCGCUUGGGUUGAACAAGCUCAUGUCACGCGCCACGGUCACAGAGAGCAAAAGCUUCACCAGGAUCAUCAGUCAUCAGCUCUGGACGAGACCGGGCCCGCAUCAAUGCAUGAGACCAGCAUGGACAUAGUAUUUGAGCAUUCAGAAAGCUCAGUCACUCGUGCCCAUGCCAGUGAACCCUUAUCCGAUGACAAUGGCUUUUCGAACGACAUCACCCGUUGGGACAGCCACACCACAUCGUCCACACACCGAUCAAAAAAGAGCUCUGUCUUUGACAUUGAAGAGGACGACGAGGUUGAAUCCAUCCCGCGCAAUCUUAGAGGGCCCUCUUUUGGUGAAACCUCUACUUUUGAAGAAACAGACGAUAUCUUCACAGAUGGUGUGAGUCAGGAUCAGUCAAGGUUUCAGCUACAGCGGCGCCAUCGAUUUGGCCAUCAACCACCCGCGGUCAUUCUUCACAUUCAGAUGUCACUCCAUCCUAUCUCCCUCAGCUCCUACCUCAAUCCUCAUGCAACCGGCAAACUAAACCAUCACCACGGAGAUCCAGCCCGCCGCCACUGCUUUCAUUUGAUGCCGUCUCUGAGGCUGAUGCUGGAUAUCGUUGCUGGUGUCGAGUAUCUGCAUUCCAAAGGGAUCAUCCACCGCGACCUGAAGCCCGCGAAUAUUUUCCUCUGUGCACCCGAGAGUACUACAAAAGACGUGUGCACCUCAUGCAACUUAGGCUCGGCCCCACUCGCCCAUUUCUGUCGUCCGCGCAUUGGCGAUUUUGGCCUCGUCGCUGACAUAUCGCACCUGAACGAUGCUGCGUCCGAGAGCGCGAUUACUCCUUAUCGCGAUGGACCGAAAGUACAGCCUGUUGUUGGAACCGAGUUCUAUCGACCUCCUGCCAACGCCGAAGUCUCGGAUCUUUCGGGCUACUUUGACGAGUACCGGAUUGAUGAGAAGCUUGACGUCUACGCCCUGGGUGUGAUAUUCUUCGAGCUCCUGUACCGCUUGAAUACGAAAAUGGAGCGACAGAUGGUGCUCAAUGAGUUGACACGGCGAGCCACUGCUUUCCCAAGCGACUUCGCGGACAAGAUCGACCACUGCGACACGGUGCUUGACACAGGCCGGACUGUUGCCGAGUCUGUGAUGGAUUGCAUUCGUGGCAUGCUGGAUCCUCGCUCCCAGCGGAGGUGGACCCUUCGUGAGGUCAAAGAGCACAUUCGUCCCAUCUACAAAUUUAUGAAACACCACGAGAACACACGUGCGUAG